AUGAAAGAAGAAAUUGAAAUAAUCAAAAUUUAUGCUGAAGAAGGUAGAAACUAUACUUUGUUUCUUACAGUAUUCAGUUACUUUUCAUUAGGCUUUGUAGAUUUAAUUUCGUUGAUGCCAUGCAUAUUAGAUGUCGUUUUACCACUUAAUGAUACUAGAACUCGUAAAUUUUCAUAUCAAGCAGAAUUUUUUCUCGACGUAGAGAUAUAUUUUUAUCCUAUUCUAUUGCACACGUGGAUAACUAUGUUUUUCGGUGUGACCAUACUAAUCACUACAGAAAGUAUAUUUCUUAUGUUUGCUCAACAUUGUUGUAGUAUGUUCAAAAUACUUUGGUUCAUCGCAACUGUUAUUUCCUAUCACGAAUUAUCCUUUUUUAUUCAAUUUUUAAUCAUCGUGAUUUUAACGAGUAUCGUUUUCGUUCAAAUUAAAAUACUUUAUGGAAAAUACGAAGUAUUAAUAUAUUUAGCUUUAAUAGGAAGCUUUGUGUGUCAUGGAUAUCUUUGUGUUUAUCCUGGACAAAAAGUUUUAGAUCACAGUAAUUUAUUAUUGGAAAAAGCAUACAAUGGAUUCUGGUAUCUCGCUCCGACAAAAGCACAAAAAUUAUUACUGAUAAUAAUAAGAAAAAGUAUAAAUACUACUCCAUUAGUUAUUAUGAAACUAUGCGUACUUUCGCAUUAUAGUUUUGGAUUGGUAACUUGUAUCGUUGAAUCGAUGAAUCUGUUAUUACAAAGGCAUAAUGGGAGAUUAACUAUAUGUUCCAUAUUAAAAGAAUAUGUUGAAUGUAUGAAAAUGAUUAAAAAAUAUAAUUUGAACAAUGAGUAUAAAGUAAUGAUUAGAAUAAAGAAAAAUAUUUACCUGUAA
Molecule: messenger RNA, 861 nt
Organism: Vespa mandarinia (Asian giant hornet)
Lineage: Eukaryota; Metazoa; Arthropoda; Insecta; Hymenoptera; Vespidae
Biological process (GO): detection of chemical stimulus involved in sensory perception of smell; sensory perception of smell
Cellular component (GO): plasma membrane
Molecular function (GO): olfactory receptor activity; odorant binding
Source: RefSeq, a predicted model, not a curated record